CAUUGUUUUCAAGUUCUACUAAAAGGUGGAAAGUUUUACUCGAUAAUAUUGAAGGGUUGACUGUAAAAUCUUUGUCAAAUACACGUUGGGAAAGUCGUAUUAAUAGUGUUAAAGCAAUUAGAUUUCAAUGUGUUGAACUGAGGGAUGCUUUAUUAAAUUUAUGUGAUAUUUGUGAUGAUGCAAAGUCAAAAAGUGAAGCUGAAAGUUUAGCUACAUCAAUUGAAAAUUUUGAAUUUCUACUUGGUAUGGUUAUUUGGUAUGAAAUCUUAUCUGUUGUAAACAUGGUGAGUAAAAAAUUGCAAUCAAAAUCUAUGUGCAUUAACUCUGUCAUGAAUCAGUUAGAAGGUUUAAUUGCAUAUUUUGAAAAAUAUAGAAAUGAUGGUUUUAAUUCAAGUUUGGAUAUUGCUAAAAGCAUUGCAUCUAAUAUGAACAUAGAGCCAAUAUUUCCAACAAAACGUCGUAUUACUAGAAAAAAACAAUUUGAUGAAGGAGAAAAUGUUGAGGUUUCAUUAUCACCGGAGGAGUCAUUUAGAAUUGAAUAUUUUGUAGUUAUUGUGGACAUGGCAAUUGGUUCUUUAAAAUCUAGAUUUGAACAAUUGAAAUCAUUUGAACAUAUAUUUGGUUUUUUAUUUGAUUCGAAAGUUCUAAAGUCAUUGGAUAAUGAUGAAUUGAGAAAUUGUUGUGUUAAUCUGAACUCUGCUCUUACCCAUGAUAAUCUAUCUGAUGUUAAGUUAGAUGAUCUAUUUACGGAAUUAAAAAUAUUACAAGUGACUUUGCCAAAUGAGACAAUAUCUGCUAUUGAAAUUCUUGAAUUUGUGAAAAGUGCAGAUUGUUAUCCAAAUGCUGCAAUUGCUUAUAGAAUCAUGUUGACAAUGCCGGUUACUGUUGCGUCAGCUGAGAGGAGCUUCUCAAAGUUAAAGUUGUUGAAAACAUAUUUGAGAUCGUCAAUGUGCCAAGAGAGAUUGAAUGGCUUGGCAAUAUUAUGUAUAGAAAAAGAGAUUUUAGAUAACAUAGAUUUGGACGAUGUUGUAGAUGAUUUUGCGAGUAAAAACGCUAGACGAAGUCAUUUUUAUAAGUAAUGAAAUAUUUUUAUUUUUCAA
Molecule: messenger RNA, 1100 nt
Organism: Salvia miltiorrhiza (redroot sage)
Lineage: Eukaryota; Viridiplantae; Streptophyta; Magnoliopsida; Lamiales; Lamiaceae
Exons: 1
Coding region: 246-1079 (277 amino acids)
Molecular function (GO): protein dimerization activity
Source: RefSeq, a predicted model, not a curated record